ACCUUUGGAGUUUUGAGGUUUGACUAAUGGCUGCCAAGUGCACUAUCUAUAUAGUGACAUCUCAGGGUCCCUACAACACAGGGACGAAAGAGACCACCACAUCACCUCUUCCAUUCUUCCAAGAUAAAACCGAAGAAGCCAAAAAGACACCCACAACACAACGAAAACCUGACCAUUUCUUCCCCCAUUCUCCUUGGACCAAGAAAAGAAUCCGACCAUGGCAGACGCAGCGGCAGAGUCUCGCGCCGAGGCCGACGGGCCUACCUCGGACAUGGCGGACGACUUCGAGUUCUGCAUCCUGUCGUCCGGCGGCCUCGUCCCGGCCGGCAAGGGCGUGGAGACGGACAUGUGCGUGGCCGACGAGCUGUUCUGCCAAGGCAAGCUGCUCCCGCUCCGCCCCUCCUCGGCCGCGGCCGGCGAUGGCGCCAGCGUUGUCACGCUGCCGCGGUCGGAGUCGGCGGCGUCCACCGUGGGCCUCGUUUCGCGGUCCGGCAGCCGCAGCGCGAGCUCCAGCGGCAGCAGCAGCGGGUGCGUCAGCCGGAGCCAGUCGUCCAAGAGCGCCUCCUCCGACCAGGGCGGCGCCCCCGCCCCGCCGCCGCGGCGCUCGCUGUCGAGCAGCCUGUUCUACGCGCACCCGAGCCCGUCACCGCAGCUGCGCUCGGCGCGGCCGCGCCGCAGCACCGGGUCCGCGCCGCCCCCGGCCUCGUGGGGCCUCUUCCGCCUCGGCGUCGUCGGCGCCCCGGACGUGUACCCGCCGCCGCGCCCCGCCGAGGCCAAGAUCGCCGCCACCGCGGCGAGAGGCGGGGGCAGCAGGAGCGCGAGGUUCGAGCAGGUGACCGCCGCCGUCGACAAGAAGCUUGGGUUAGGGGCGCUGUUCGGGGACAGCCUCGGGUGCAAGUGCUCGCCCGACGCCGUCGAGCCCGUGCGCUUGCCGGAGGCGGCGAAGCGGAGCAGGAAGAAGGACGGCGCCAAGAGCGGUCAGGGCGUCCGCCGUAGCAGGAUCCUGGACUGGCUCGAAGAGCUCUCCAUUAUCAAGGAGAAGAAGUGACGCUGAUUGCGGCGUCAAGAUCAUGCCUUUCUUGGAGACUAGAGCUGUGUAUGAUCAAGGAAACAUUUUUCUUCAACUUCUUUUUUUUUAGAUUUUUCUUAGUCUGACUAGAGACUAGCGAGCAAUGCUACGCAGAAGAAUUAACGAGCAAUGAUCAAUUGCUCAUGACUUUCGGUUGUACAGACUGAGGAGUUUGACUUCAUCAUUCAUAGCCAAUCUUUUUUCUGUUC
Molecule: messenger RNA, 1278 nt
Organism: Setaria italica (foxtail millet)
Lineage: Eukaryota; Viridiplantae; Streptophyta; Magnoliopsida; Poales; Poaceae
Product: zinc finger CCCH domain-containing protein 18
Exons: 1
Coding region: 218-1048 (276 amino acids)
Source: RefSeq, a predicted model, not a curated record